CCUAUUGCAUCUCCGGCUUUAUCUUCCUCGAAAUGUCUGCAAUGGGAUCAUUAGCCUUUGAUGAGUACGGGAGACCGUUUAUUAUCAUUAAGGAUCAAGACACCAAGAGCCGACUUACCGGCAUCGAUGCUCACAAGUCGCAUAUUUUGGCUGCGAAAAAUGUUGCUGACAUAUUGAGAACAUCCCUGGGCCCUAAGGGACUAGACAAAAUGUUGGUCAGUUCAGAUGGUGAUGUAACUUUAACUAAUGAUGGUGCGACUAUCCUCACCAUGAUGGAUGUAAAACAUCAGAUUGCAAAAUUACUUGUACAACUCUCCAAAUCCCAGGAUGACGAGAUUGGUGAUGGAACCACUGGUGUUGUUGUAUUGGCUGGUGCUUUGUUGGAACAAGCUGAGAAAUUGCUAGACAAAGGAAUUCAUCCUAUCCGUAUUGCUGAUGGUUUUGAAAUGGCUGCUAAAAUCGCUGUUGAUCAUCUUCAUGAGAUAAGUGAAGUUUUUGAAACUGGACCUAACAACAAAGAACCUUUAAUUCAACUGGCAAUGACUACUUUAGGUUCUAAAAUUAUUAACAAAUGUCACCGCCAAAUGGCUUCAAUUGCUGUAGAUGCUGUUCUGGCAGUUGCUGACUUGGAAAGAAAAGAUAUUAACUUUGAAUUGAUAAAAGUUGAUGGUAAAGUUGGUGGAAAGCUUGAAGACACUGUUUUAGUUAAAGGAGUUGUUGUGGAUAAGGAUAUGAGUCAUCCGCAAAUGCCCAAACAAGUGAAAGAUGCAAAAAUUGCCAUACUUACCUGCCCAUUUGAACCACCAAAACCAAAAACUAAGCAUAAGUUGGAUGUCUCAUCUGUUGAAGAUUACAAAAAAUUAAGAGACUAUGAAACUGAUAAGUUUAAUGAAAUGGUUGACCAGGUAAAAUGUACUGGUUGUAACUUGGUAAUCUGCCAGUGGGGAUUUGACGAUGAAGCUAACCACCUGUUGCUUCAAAAAGAACUGCCUGCUGUCCGCUGGGUUGGAGGACCAGAAAUUGAACUCAUUGCUAUUGCCACUGGAGGUCGUAUUGUACCCCGCUUUUCUGAGUUAACAACUGAUAAACUUGGGAAGGCUGGAAUUGUCCGUGAACUAACAUUUGGAACUACUAAAGAUCGCAUGUUGGUUAUUGAAGACUGCCACAAUUCCAAAGCUGUCACUAUUUUUAUAAGAGGUGGAAAUAAGAUGAUCAUUGAAGAAGCCAAGAGGAGUCUUCAUGAUGCCUUGUGUGUCAUUCGCAAUAUUUUGAAAGAUAACCGCAUUGUUUAUGGUGGUGGAGCAGCUGAAAUUUCUUGUUCAUUGGCAGUGGAGCAGAUGACUGACAAAAUUUCAACUAUUGAACAAUAUGCUAUGAGAGCUUUUUCUGAAGCAUUAGAAUCAAUUCCAUUAGCUUUGGCCGAAAAUAGUGGACUGGCAUCCAUUCAAACAUUAUCAGCAGUCAAAUCAAGACAAUUAAAUGAGAAAAAUUGCAGACUAGGAAUUGAUUGCUUAAAUAAAGGAACUUCAGAUAUGAAAGAGCAACAUGUGUUGGAAACACUUACUGCCAAGAAACAGCAGAUAAUGUUGGCUACGCAGUUAGUUCGUAUGAUCUUGAAGAUUGAUGAUAUUAGAGCUCCUGGUGAAAUGUAUUAAACAAAUGCAUAUAGCUUUUAUUUCAUUGCUGGCCGAGUCACAAGUUAUUUAAAGGUUUUCUUCUACCAUCUCAUGCUAUAUUCUUUGCAGUCAUAUUUUGCAUAAAAUUUGUAUACAAAA
Messenger RNA from Octopus sinensis (East Asian common octopus), 1775 nucleotides. Its product is annotated as T-complex protein 1 subunit epsilon. Gene Ontology annotation, cellular component: chaperonin-containing T-complex. The transcript has 10 exons. Gene Ontology annotation, biological process: protein folding. NCBI's taxonomy places the organism in Eukaryota, Metazoa, Mollusca, Cephalopoda, Octopoda, Octopodidae. The coding region runs from base 33 to 1655 and encodes 540 amino acids. The record is from RefSeq and is a predicted model, not a curated record. Gene Ontology annotation, molecular function: ATP hydrolysis activity; ATP binding; ATP-dependent protein folding chaperone.